Messenger RNA from Peronospora matthiolae, 1623 nucleotides. NCBI's taxonomy places the organism in Eukaryota, Oomycota, Peronosporomycetes, Peronosporales, Peronosporaceae. The record is from the annotation of a GenBank genome assembly.
AUGUUGCUGCCUUCCACGAUAUUGACGCAUCCUGUUGUCAUCGGUCUUGUCGUCGCCGCAGCAGGGGCAACGCUCUUGUCCAUAGCGUCCAGGAGGUAUGCAAGCGACCCGGACUCUGGACAUGACCACGAGACGAAAGAAGAGCCCAUGUGCUCGGUCCCGUACCUUCCUGGUGGCCACCCCGUGCUCGGACAUACGUUGAUCAUGGCUCGGAACCUCGACCGGUUUCAAGACUGGCUCGUGGAAACGAGCGUCGCUCGUAAUGGCCAGCCGUUCGUGCUGCGUCAACCAGGCAAGAACGACUGGCUGUUCUCGGCUCGACCUGCGGAUUUCGAGCAGAUCUUGAGCGUGCACUUUGACACGUUCAUCAAAGGCCCGCAAGUCCGUGACUUGCUGCACGACUUCAUGGGCGAGAACAUUGUCAUUAUCAAUGGCGAGCGCUGGCGAUUCCAGCGCAAAGCGCUCGUGAACCUCUUUACGGCGCGAGCUUUGCGGAAUCAUAUGACUCCUGUUGUCCGGAAGUGUGCCUUGGCCUUGCAGCAAGUGUUUGCAAGCGCGGCCAAGACGCAAGGCGUAGUGGACGUGCACCAUUUAAUGGGUCGCUUUACACUGGAAACGUUUGCAGAGAUCGAGUUCGGUGCGCAGUUGGGGCUGCUCGCUUCCGGUCGAGACCAUGCGUUCGAGACGGCAAUUGAUGAAGCCAACCACGUGUCGCUCGAACGGUUUGCUGUCCCCACUUGGGUAUGGAAACUCAAACGCUGGCUCAAUAUUGGCUCGGAACGUCGACUUCGUCAAGCGAUGGCCGUGAUCUCGACGUUUGUCAUGACUUGUAUCUCCGGAGCGAUCAAGCGUCGCUCGGAACGACGAGCAGCUUUAGCAAGAGGAGAGAUCCUGGGACCGGUAGCAAACGACAUUGUGUCGAUUUUGCUUGAAACCGAAGACAAGACGGGGGAGCCCGUGCUCCCGACUGACGUGUUUAACAUCUCGCUUGCAGGUGUCUUGGCUGGAAAAGACACGACCGGCGACGCCACGAGCUGGUUACUGCACUUGCUGCAUGAAAACCCACGAGUCGAGAACAAAUUGAGGACGAAGCUCCUUGCGCAUAUCCCGAAACUCGCCCUUGACGAGACGUAUGUGCCAACAAUUGACGAGCUGGAGGGUAUCGCGUACUUGGAAGCUACGAUCCGUGAGAGUUUGCGGCUGAAACCACCUGCUCCGUGUGUCACGCAGCAUUGCACGCAAGACACGGUCUUCCCGGACGGUACGUUUGUUGCCAAAGGCACGGACACGACCUUGUUGUACCAUGCUUCGGCCUUGUUACCAAGUGUGUGGGGUCCAGAUGCUGCUGCGUUUAAGCCGGAGCGAUUCCUCGAUGAUGAUGAGAGGCUCGUGGUUCUCCCUCCUCUCAAGUUCAUCGCCUUCAGUGCAGGGCCUCGCAUUUGCGUGGGUCGAAAACUUGCAAUGAUUGAGAUGAAGAUCGUCACGGCUUGUCUUGUAAGUCGCUUUCAUCUCGUUCAAGUGCCUGGCCAAGACAUUCGAGGAACGAUGGGGAUCAGCCUCGGCAUGAAGAACGGGAUGAAGGUGACGGUUCAUCCGACCUUUGGACUUGCCACCAGUGCUUGA